AGAACGCGGGGUCUUCUCCGGCUUGGAUUGAAACAGCGUUCGCGUCUACGGGCGCGGUUUUGUGUCUCGCGCUGGCGUUUUACACAGUAAAAUGUCCUCCCUCGAUUAUCUGGACCUGUGUCGAUUAUGUCUUGUGAAGGACCGUGUUUCGGUGCCAAUUUUCGAGGGUGAGGGAGACGUACGGCAGAUAUUUCUCAAGAUCGCCGCCUGCCUACCGGUCAAGGUUACAAGAGAAGAUAAGUUACCCAAAAAAAUAUGCGACGAUUGUGUGUAUAAAGUAGAAUUAUUUUAUCAAUUUUGGAAUACAACUGUAAACGCGGAGAAACAACUUCUACAAUGGCUAGGAGAAGUCAGUUUAGAAGACAAACAGGGAUAUGUUACCAAUGUUCUCAAUCCGAGUGUAAUGAAACAAGAACAGAAUACAGAGAACAGGUUAGAUGGCAAUGUGAUGCAGCAAGUAGGAGAACAUCAGAACAAUAUGGGGAUGGGUAUGAUGGACAACAUGGGUUUGGGUAUUCCCAUGAUAAUAUCCAGUGCUAAUCAACAACAAAUCACCUCAGUUCCUAUGGACACAAGCGGUAAUUCUGUACAAACCGUUCAGGCAGUGCCUGGUCCAAGUUCACAAACGACACAUAACCAAAUACCGCAAAAUCAAACAAGUUCUACGCAACAAGAAGAAGAAGAGGAAAGUAGCGAAGAUGAAGAAAACUCUGAUGAAGAGUGUGAUGGAGAUGAAGGCCUACCUGUAAAAGAAGAAAGCGAAGAAGAUCCCAGCAAUAGAACUAUAGAGCCUACAACUUUUGUAAAUGUUUCCCUGGCAUGCGAUGAAGCAGGUCCUUCAGGAUUACAACAACAGAAAAUCUCAGAUAUACCUGAGAUGCCAAUGCCACAGCCAGCUGAUGGGGAUCCCAAAUCUGGAUAUUUUGUGUCAAAGCUUGAGAUGCUACCUCAGGAUCAGCAAGACUGCGGCCCGAAUGAUGAGAUAUUCGAUCAGGAAGAUACAGAGCAGCUGCUGAUCACGAAUCGGUUGCACGUACCGAAGAUGGAAAACGCAGACAUAAUCAUCUCCGAUGGUAUCGUGCAGUGCAACCUCUCCGGAGAUGGUUUCGUUUCCGAUCACGCUCUCGCUCUGCACUUAAAAAUGCACGAACAGGACGAGGUACAAUUACAAGACGACCAGCUUGUCUGUGAGCACUGUGGCUGCAGUUUCGCUACGGUAUCCGCGUUGAAGGAUCACCAAUUAGAGCACGAGGCGAACGAAAGUUACGCUUGCGAGACGUGUGGCUAUAUUACCGAUCAUCGGGAGAGCCUGAUAGCUCAUGAGAAGCGGCACAAUAUCAAGUACGAGUGCGAGAUCUGCGGUGCGGGUUUCGUUUCUUCCACUAGCUACGAGGAGCAUCAGUCCAUGCAUUCGCUCGAGAAACCUUUUCAAUGCGAGAUCUGUAGCGCCCCGUUUCGUUAUCGUCAAGGAUUGAGGUUGCACGCCAAGCUUCAUCAGCCUGACUACGUGCCUCCUCAGAGAAAGCAUCACUGCGAGCUCUGUAAUAAACGCUUCUCCAGGAAGCAGGUGCUGCUGGUCCACAUGAAGACGCACGGUAACGCGGGAACUCAGAACGAAUAUAUUUGCCCAGUUUGCGGCAAGGCUGUGUCCAGUAAGACCUAUUUGACUGUACAUUUGCGUAAGCAUACAGGAGAGAAACCACACGUCUGCGAUCUCUGCGGUAAAGGAUUUAUCUCGCAGAACUAUCUAAGCGUGCAUCGACGCACGCACACGGGAGAAAGACCGCAUAAGUGCACUCAUUGCGAGAAACGGUUUACCCAGCGAACCACUCUGGUGGUGCACCUCAGAGGCCACACCGGCGAUCGACCGUAUCCCUGCACGUGCUGCCAUAAAUCUUUUGCCUCGAAAACCAUGCUGAACUCGCACCUCAAGACGCACGCUAAGCAGAGCGCGCGUCAGCAGCAAGAGCAACAGCAGCAACAGCAGUUGCAGCAGGAACAGGAGGUCCAGCACCAAGAACAAGCUAUUAACUUUUUGUGCCUGGAGUACGAGGAAACGAAAAUAGAACCGAUAGAUACGCUGGAGGAUAUGGAACUGGUCAAGUACCAAAAUGACAUUUGCACGACCGAAGAGUUCGAACAGAUCAGCCAUCAGGAAAUAGUGACCGAAACGUUAGAGUAUACCGAUGAGACAGAAGUGAAGCUGAUCGAAGAACAGGAGGAGCAGGUAGAGGACAUUAACAAAGAUUUUCACAGGAAAUGUUUGGUGAUCUAUGAGUGCGAUAUCUGCAGCAAGAGGAUGCGGAAGAAGCUUCAGUUUCUGAAGCACAGGCAGGACCACGAGAGGAACAACGAGGAGAUGAGUGGUCGUUGCGUGGAAUGUGACAAAACGUUCACGGAUGAGGAGAAGCUGAAGAAGCACAUGAUCAAAGUGCAUCAAAAGGAGAAGCCGUUUCAGUGCGUGCUCUGCAAUAAAUGCUUCAAAACGGAGGAGUUCCUGAAGACGCACUUGAAACAGCACAACAAGCGUUUCACUUGUGAUAUCUGCGGUAUCUCAAAGGUGUCUGGCUACGAUUUGCGUCUGCACAAGAAGAAACACAACGAAGAAUACGUGACCCACUGCGAGAUCUGUGGCAAAGGCUUCUACACGAAUCAGACCCUUGAGAGACACUUGCUCACCCAUACAGGGCAGAAACCGUUUGUCUGCAAAGUGUGCAAUACCCCUUAUGCGAGUGCUGCUUAUCUGAACACGCACAUGAAGUCUCAUGGUGAGAGGGAGAAACAUAAGUGCAAUAUCUGCAACUUCGAGAGCUACUGGAAAGCAGCUCUGAAAGUGCAUCUUAAGAUACACACCGGCGAGAACUUAAUCACCUGUGAAAUUUGCGGGAAAUCAGUCUCUAGUAAAGCUUACCUGCAAAUACAUAUGCGUAUACAUUCAGGUGAGAAACCGCACGUCUGUGAAGUAUGUGGCAAAGCCUUUAGCGUCCGGAAAUAUUUGAUUGUACACUUGAGAACGCACACGGGUGAAAGACCGUAUGAGUGUAAGGUGUGCCAGAAAAGGUUCACGCAACAGGGUUCUUUGAACUCACAUAUGAAAUCGCAUAAUGAAAGAAACCUUCAGGACCAAUCGACGAACCGACCAUACGAAAUUUCGAAAAGUUGCCGCGAAAUCGAAAAUCCAAUCUUGAAUUCACACGCGGAAGACCAGAAAGGAACGACGAAAAAAGAGGCAAUCAUCGAAGGAAAGAACUGCAGUUCCUCUGACCAAACCUCGAGGCAAACUUUCUAUCAGUGUGAAGUGUGUAAAAAGCUUUUCAGGACAAAGAACCUGUACGAGGGCCAUCUGGUGUCGCAUAGCGAUGCUCGACCCUAUCAGUGCGACAUCUGCGCAAAGUCCUUCAAGAGGACCAACACUUUAGCCGUCCAUAGAAGAAUCCACACCCGGGAAAGGAACUUCGUUUGCGACGUGUGCGGGCACGCGUUCGUUCAGGCCUUCCAAUUGACCACCCAUCAGAGACGCCAUUUCGACAAGUACACGAGAUACUGCGAGGUCUGUAAAAAGGGAUUCUUCACGAAUGCCGAACUACACGGUCACAUGAACGUGAAGCACGGAGCCAAAGAACACGUAUGUCACUCAUGUAACAAGUCUUUUCCUAAUAAUCAUACCUUGGUGAAGCAUCUGAAGGUCCACGAUCCGAAUUUCAAGCCUGUGAAGCAUCAGUGCGAGUUCUGUGGUAAGACGUUCGUGUACAAGAAUUCUCUGGUGUUCCACGUGAAGUCACACAUGGGUGAAAACAAGCACGACUGCCAUCUUUGCGGUAAAUCGGUGUCUUCCAAGGGAUCUCUGCAGGAUCAUCUGCGACUGCACAGCGGAGAGAAGCUGCUGAUCUGCGACGUCUGUGGUAAAGCCUUUCGCAAAAGGAGCACCUUGGUAGUUCACAAAAGGACCCACACGGGAGAGAAACCGUAUACCUGUGAUACAUGUGGGAAAUCGUUCACGCAACACUCCACGUUGGUCAUUCACAAACGUUAUCACACCGGUCAGAGACCGUAUCAGUGCGAGUUUUGUAACAAAUCGUUCGUUUCCAGGUCGUCGUUGAAUGCUCACAAUAAAGUGCACACGGUGAACGUCACCACGGUGGACCAAACGGAGUGAUUGUACAAGGACUUCUUUUUUAGUAAUUUUUGACAAUAAAAGGCGGGAUAUUUGUAAAGGAAAAGAAAGUCAAGUAAAAUGGACUUUGAGCUCGCGCGAGGUCUUAGAUGAAACGAAAGGUCGAAAUUUUAGACGCUACUUUCAUACCUGAUUGUAAAUUUAUUUUCAUUCAUUUUCCAUUGCAUAUGAUCGAGCUUAGAUUUGAUAUGCAAUGAGGUGAAUCCGUGAAUAAAACGGAAAUUGAU
Eufriesea mexicana is the source of this 4401-nucleotide messenger RNA. Its product is annotated as zinc finger protein 268. The coding region runs from base 92 to 4156 and encodes 1354 amino acids. Gene Ontology annotation, cellular component: nucleus. The transcript has 9 exons. Lineage: Eukaryota; Metazoa; Arthropoda; Insecta; Hymenoptera; Apidae. The record is from RefSeq and is a predicted model, not a curated record. Gene Ontology annotation, biological process: regulation of gene expression. Gene Ontology annotation, molecular function: zinc ion binding; nucleic acid binding.